CGUAACCCGCCUCACCGGCCCUUUUGAGUUCUUCAGCGCUGCUUCACGUUGUGUGGUGCUGAGGGAGUCUUUAUUGAUCACUGAGCUGCAUUCAGUAAAUGCAGCUUCACACUACUUUUCAAAUAACAAACGUGGAUGCUGGUCUACCAGUCCACACCAUGAGUUUAACAAAUGUCACAUCUUGGAGUCUCCUUAUGUCCCCCGGAGACGGAUCCAUUUCAAGGGGACAGAAAGGAAAGAUUAAGCUGAGAGAACUUACGAUUGUCUGUAAAGGCUGAGGCUAGAAGACGCUACCUAAUGACAGUGUGCGAAUGAUGGUUGUAUCCAUCCAGCUGUAAGGUCCCAGCUAACGCGGCGCAGCUAAAGCAGACGACGGUUCGUUUUAUACAGGUUCAGAUCUGCUAAGAAGAGAUCGUCAAUCCAGCUGCACCCUUGAGAUGAUCACUGUGCACUCCUGCCAGCGUCGCUUCAUGUUUGCAGUCAAGUGGAUUUGACAGAAUCAGCUGGUUGGUGGCUGCUGCAGUGCUGCCUCCGUGAACCUGGAUGCACUAUUUGGUGGCAAAAGGACAAAUGGAAAUUGUUCUGAAGAUGGCUGGCAUAUGUUAAAACUAUUCACUGUUUACAUUGAUUCAGUGUUUAAUAAAAUUGAAACUUAUUUUUUGUAACCAACCGUCUGAAGUUUUUCAGUCUAUCCAGAGACACAAUAUCACAUGUUCAAAAGGGAGGAUCCAUUUACAGGAUGUAGGAGCCACACAGUCAGUGCAUGGGGGGGGGGAAACAAAUUAUUGCCUUAAUUGGACUAAAACAGGAGAAUUUGAAUGCAUGUAAACACGUUACUCCAAUUAAAAUCAGUUCUCAUGAUCUGAUUAAGACACCCAGAUAAUGCGAUUGAAAUUCGAUAUUUCUCCGGCAUGUAUACAGUAACCGCAGUUUGCAAACGGAGAAUGUGUGCGCAUGCUCCCAACCAUUGUGCUGGGGUGUGACCCCAGAUAAAACGUCCAAGAAAGUCAGCCACAAAAGAGGAAAGCUAAAUGUAGCCACUACAGGAACCAUCUGGGGGAUAUUGCGCAACUCAUCUGCACCAGAAGUUUGGGUGAGAGCAGGCACUGCCACCGCCACUUCCAUGCAACAUGGCCUCUAUAAAGAUGAUUCACUCUCUCUGUGAGGCCGGAGGCGAGGGAAGCCCCUCCAACCCUGUGAAAUUCAAAGGCCAAGAUUACAAGGACCUCAGAAACACUCUGCUAGACGAGGGCAGGGAGUUUGUGGAUGAAACUUUCCCGGCAAACCUGCAAUCUCUGGGAGAGCUGGAGGAAACCACGGCUGAGGAGCUCAAAGAGGUGGAGUGGCUUCGACCACGCGAGAUAAGCCGCCGUGCCUCUUUUGUUGUGGACGGGACUUCAAGGUUCGACUUCAAACAAGGAGAUGUUGGCAAUUGCUGGUUCCUCUCAGCUAUUGGAGCGCUGACCCUCCAUAAGUCAUUGAUGAUGCAAGUGGUGCCUCUGGAUCAAAGCUUCAAGGAUGACUACGCUGGAAUAUUCCAUUUCAGGUUCUGGAGAUUUGGAAAAUGGGUGGAUGUUGUCAUCGAUGACUUGCUGCCGAUACGCGGAAAGAGACUGGUGUCAGUUUCCACCAAUUCUCAGAAAGAGUUCUGGGCUCCUCUGCUGGAGAAAGCCUACGCCAAGAUUUGCGGAUCCUAUGCAGACAUGAUCGCCGGCAACCCACCGGAGGCCUUGAAGGACUUCAGUGGGGGUGUUCACAUGAGCUACGUCCUGUCCAAAAGUAAACCGGACCUGUGGGAUGUCAUGGACAGGGCCAUCCAGUGCCAAACUAUGAUGGGAUGCGGGACUUUUGGAGGAAAAAAAGGAAAGGAAAUAUUCAGUGAGUUUGGUCUGGUGGACGGUCACGCCUUCGCCGUCACAGGAGCCCAGCAGGUCGAGAGUGACGGGAACAAGGUGAACCUGGUGAGAAUCUGGAACCCCUGGGGUGAGGGAGAGUGGAAUGGAGCCUGGAAUGACAAGUCGGAGCUGUGGCGCACUGUGAGAAGGGACGUGCGGAGGGAGUGUCUCAGAGUGUGCAAUGAUGGAGAAUUCUGGAUGACGAUGGAGGACUUUUGUGACUAUUUCGAGGAGCUGGACAUUUGCUGCGACAGCCCCAACUUUGUGGACGAUGACGCCGAGUGUCUCUGGGACUGCUCUCUGAAAGAAGGCCGCUGGGAGGUCGGAGAAUCCGCCGGGGGCUGCGACAAUAAAAAUGAGGAGUUUUGGACCAAUCCACAGUAUCGCCUCACAAUAAAAGGAAAGAAGGGACACAAGAACGUGUUAUUGUCUCUGAUGCAGAAACCCGAUGAAAAGUACCGCAGCAAAGUUGAAUAUCAUUAUAUCGGCUUCACCAUCUAUAAGCUGCCGCCGAAGACCCCCAAAGGGCAUCUUCCGUAUUCGGCCUCGGAGAACAUCCAACUGAUAAAACGUAGCGUGUUCUCCUCGACGAGAGAACUGAUUGAGUUACACAGUUUGGAGGCCGGGGAGUAUUUGAUCGUUCCCUGCACCUAUGACCCCGACAAGACCGCGAGCUUCCUCCUGACCAUCUACUCCAAGGCCGAGGCCGAGGCGCAGGUGGACGGGGGACACUUGAGGCCGAGCAGACAAAAAGCAGCUCGUACACAGUAAAAAUCAGCAUACCCAAAUUAACACUGUAAGAGUUGAUCUUAACUCAAGUGUCUAUAUGGGUCCACACCUCAGAGUGUUAAUUUAACACUUUUUCGAGUGUUGGUACCUUUACACCAAGUUA
Mugil cephalus (flathead mullet) is the source of this 2787-nucleotide messenger RNA. Its product is annotated as calpain-2 catalytic subunit-like. NCBI's taxonomy places the organism in Eukaryota, Metazoa, Chordata, Actinopteri, Mugiliformes, Mugilidae. Gene Ontology annotation, biological process: proteolysis. Gene Ontology annotation, cellular component: cytoplasm. The record is from RefSeq and is a predicted model, not a curated record. The transcript is spliced from 21 exons. Gene Ontology annotation, molecular function: calcium-dependent cysteine-type endopeptidase activity. Bases 1131 to 2666 code for a protein of 511 amino acids.